AUGACGGAGGCACUUUCGUUAAUGUAUGGAAUUGAUUUACCAACUCGAAGUGUUGUUGGCGUCCCUGCAGAACAGGACAGAACUUUAUUUCUAGUUGGUACUCUGUCAUUAAAACAGGAUAACCAGGUUUGCUUGUUGGAAGUGGAUGAUGAUUGGGUUCAGAUCACUAAACGUUCGUUUAUGCAUUCAGCAGGUGAAGUCUGGUAUAUGUCAAGUUCACCUAUUGAUUCGACUGUUGUCGCUACCUGUUAUUCGGCUUGUGUUGGAUUGUGGAAGAUGAAUAGUGAUGAAUCCAAACUAGUCGAAAUUGCGCGUUAUGCAGUCCUUCCAAACAUGGGAAAGUGCAAUUCCGCCGAGUUUGAUCCAGAUGGAAGCAAAAUUGCUAUUGCCGCUGGUAAUUCGGUUUUAGUCAAUGAUGUGACCAAAUUAUUAAAGGUUCAGUUUUCCUCACCGGACAAUAGUGGAGGUGCAGUGAAUGCACUGGUAUGGAAUCCACAUUCAGGUGGACGUAUUUUAGCUGUCGCUCAAGGCACAUCUGUGAAAGGGAUUGAUAUUCGCAGUGAGCAAGAAUUGUUUUGUGUCCAAAAUGCGCAUUUAUCUCAUGUAAGAAAUUUGGAUUUCAAUCCUAAUGUACAAAAUAUUAUGGCGACUUGUGGUGACGAUUUCAGAGUUGCAUUGUGGGAUAUUCGUAAUGUUGAUACGCCCUUAAAAGUUCUACAAGAUCAUUCGCACUGGGUUUGGUGCAUCAAAUUCAAUCCCAUUCACGACCAGUUAUUGUUAUCAGCAGGAAGCGAUGCAAGGUUAUUCCUGAAUAGCCUAGAAUCCUUCAGUUCUGAAUCUGUUCAUUCAUUUGCUCUAGCACAAGAUGAUAGUGAAUAUUCCUCACAUGAAAACAAAUUAUGUGAUGAGCGUUUGGAAAAAAUGGAAGAACAUGAAGAUUCAGUUUUUUGCUGUGCUUGGGCCGGUAACGAUCCAUGGGUUUUUGCUUCUGUUUCUUUUGAUGGGAGAGUAAUUAUCUCAAAGGUGAAACGACAUCAUAAAUAUGCCAUACUACGACUUUAA
This is a messenger RNA of Thelazia callipaeda (thelaziosis nematode), 1062 nucleotides long. The record is from the annotation of a GenBank genome assembly. NCBI's taxonomy places the organism in Eukaryota, Metazoa, Nematoda, Chromadorea, Rhabditida, Thelaziidae.